AUCAAUUGAUUCAAUACAUCAAAUGAUAAUACACUGAUUGUUUGAAGAAUCACAACUUCAAUUUGCUUAUUUGGAGAUUGUGAUGUGGUGAUUGAAUACCCACAAGGCCCACUAGUUUAAUUCCCUCUUCUGGCCCACCUGUCCCACCCACCAAGCCCACGAUCGCGGCCCAUCACCGUCCAUCCCCAGCUCCCACAACCCGUCGCCUUGCUCCUUCUCGCCCACUGCUGCAAUUUCACCGCCGACCAACCUCUGUUCGCCCGCCUCUUUCUACAACGCAAAUUCGUUUCUCGCGGUGAGUCUACUUUGUGGUGGCUUGUUUUAUAUUCAUGGUGGAGCCUCAAAAUCAGACUCUUCAUGUUUGUUCGCUGGAAAAAAGAUGUACUAGAAGACCAAGUCAGCUGUGGAUGGAGGACUGGUUCGCCUCUGGAUAUUGUUCACCGAUGACCCAGUGACUUGAGCCAAGUUGAAGGGGGGGCUGAGGUGGGUCUGGAAAUCUUGCGGAUGUCUGCCAGAGUGCUGCGGAUUGCCAGCCAUUUUAAGGUGCACCCAUUGUCAAUUCACUCACCUAGGCCACUUGACUUCCAUUUUGCGCGGCUUCAUUCUUCUAGCUUGCAUUACCUCCAUCAGUUCUGCCCUUCUUCCCCUUGCUCCGGUGCGCAUCCUUUGAACUCGAACGAAUGCCGGAUAUUAGUUGUCGGACUGUCUAGAUUGAUAAAGAGCAAGAAAGGAUUCGUCUUGAAGGCAUUUUCUCUCAAGUUUUCCCCUUACUUCCUAGUGAAGACCAUGAAACUGUUGGAAUCCCGUGAAGCCGCAUUUGCACUCUUCAAACUUGCGUUUCAGAAUGAUAAUUCUCAGGAUACAGUUGAGUCCUGCUGCAUUGCGGCCCACGCCUUGGCUGCAGAGAAUUUCAGGUGUCUUGCACAGGAUGUUGUUUCGUGGGUGUUUAGGAGAAUCGGGUCUCAGAGGAGUAGAGACUUGGUGGAUUUUAUGUGGGGCAAACACAGUGAAUAUGAAUCUGAUUUCUCAGUUCUUGACACUAUCAUGCGCAGUUUCUUGAAUGCAAAUAUGGGUUAUGAGGCGCUUGACAUUUUAGGCAGGAUGAGGGAGGCAGGAGUUAGGCCAAGUUCAUCUGCUAUCACUAUUCUGUUGAAGUUUCUGCUCAAAGUUGGUGAUUUCGCUGGUACGUGGAAGUUGUUCAGGGACGUUGUUCGCGUAGGGUAUCAUCCUUGUAAUUACAAUAUCAACACUAUGAUUCAUGGGUUUUGUCAGAAGGGACUUGUUAGAGUUGCCGAGAGUUUGUUGCAUAUAAUGUGGAAAUUUAGGCGUGAACCAGAUGUGUAUUCGUACAACAUUUUGAUCAAUGCAUGCUGCAUGAGGGCCCAGACUUCAGAGGCACUUUGUUGGUUAGAUUUCAUGAUUCAAAAUGGUUGUAAACCAAGUAUACCUACAUUAAACACUAUUGUUAAUGCAUUCUGCAGUAAAGGAAAUGUAGAAGAAGCAAGAAAGAUAUUUGAUGGGAUUGAGCAAUUCGGUCUCUCGCCUACUGUUUCAACAUACAAUACGAUGUUAAAUGGAUAUCUGAAGGCAAAGAAAGUCACUCAGGCAAAGAUGCUUUAUGAAGAAAUGAAAAGUAAGUGCAUACCGCCAGAUGGUGUGACAUUCAAUACUUUAGUCGCUGGAUAUUAUAGGUAUGGGAGCGGAGAGGAUGUUGACCGCUUGUUGACAGAUGUAUCUGUAUCAGGGGUGCUUCCACCUUGUUCACUAUAUGAUAUCUCCAUUGCAGGGCUAUGUUGGGCAGGGCACAUGGACAAAGCAAUUCAACUCCUGAAAGAUGUUCUGGAGAAGGGAGUAUGCCUAAGUAGUGUUGCUUUUAAUUCUGUUAUUGUUGCCUGUAGCCAAUUAGGACAAGAAGAGAAUGCCUAUAAAGUCUAUAGACUCAUGCUCACUUUCGGUAUAGCCCCUUCUUCUCUGACAUGCAGUUCCUUACUUAUGGGCUUGUCCAAGAAAGGUAGAGUGCAAGAAGCAACAGAACUUUUGCAUAAAAUGAUUGACAAGGGAUUUCGUAUCAACAGAAAAGCUUUUACGAUUAUCUUGGAUGGGUGUUUCAAGAGAGGGGAUGUUGAUGGGGCUUGCAGUCUAUGGGCUGAAAUGGAAGGGAUGGGUAUGCAUGCUGAUGUUGUUACCUAUUCAGCUUUCAUUGAUGGCCUUUCGAAAGCAGGCUUGAUGGAAGAGGCAUAUAAUGUAUUCUUGGAAAUGUCAAUGAAAGGCUGCAUCCCCAAUAGUUUUACAUACAACUCCUUGAUCCUUGGGUUUUGCAACUCUGGGAAUCUAAGUCAUGCUCUGCAGUUGGAGAAAGGGAUGAGACAACAAGGCCUUCUUCCUGACACAUUUACAAUGAAUAUCAUCAUUCGCGGAUUCUGUAAAGCAGGAAACAUGAAGAUGGCGGAAGAUGCAUUUGCAGAAAUGUUUCGUUCUGGUUUAACCCCUCCUGAUAUUGUCACAUACAACACUUUGAUCAGUGGAUAUUGCAAAGCAUUUGAAACGGUUCAUGCAGAUGAGCUAGUGCAGAGAAUGUAUGCCGGGGGAUGGGAACCAGACAUCAACACGUAUAACAUCCGAAUUCAUGGGUAUUGUAAUACUCAAAAAAUGAAUCGAGCUGUGAUCCUGCUGAAUGAGUUGAUCACAAUGGGGAUUACUCCAGACACGGUAACAUACAACACCUUGAUAAGUGGAGUAUGUACAGAUGUUCUGGAUCGUGCGGUGAUCUUGAGUGCCAGACUAAUUAAAAUGGGGUUUGCGCCAAAUGCUGUCACCACCAAUAUAUUGCUGUCUCAGUUUUGCAAGCAAGGAAUGCCUGAGAGGGCCUUGAUGUGGGUCAAGCAAUUGAGUGAGAUUCCAUUUGUUCUGGAUGAAAUUUCUUAUAAGAUUAUGGGGAGAGCUUUCAGCAAUAUCCAGAAUAAGGUGGAACUUGUGCGGGGAACAUAUGAAAAGACACUCUUUCUGGAUUUCCUCAUGUAUAUCACAUAUGAUUAUUUUUGUAGAACUAGCCGUAAGGCACAGAGGACUACAGUUGAGGAUCCUCUUAAACUGACUGAACUUUCUUGUGUUGGAUAUUGAGCAUAAGGAUCAGUCUAUAGAGGAGAAAGGCAUUACAUUGCAAAAGGCGAUAGGGAAAGGAGACCAGAGUCUCACCAGUUCCUAGGCCAUGUGCAUUGUUGAAGCAACCAAAACAAGUUUACCAUGAUUCUGAUUGUUCUGCAAAGACUUCUCUUUGCAGUCUUGACAAUCAAUGCACACAACAAACUGAACCCUGUCAAGCAUGACCUUUACUUAGGAGACUGAAUUCUGUAAGGGCAAUUCAGUCUGGCUGUAUGUUACUAGGAAGGAGGCAUGUGGCAUCGCUCCUCAUCUGAUGGUAAGCAUUUAUCAAACGACAUUGUAACCAACAAUUAGUUUAGUCAUUGAUCAACUCUAUCUGAAUUCCUGAAUAUUACUAUUCUAUUUACUCUUGGUUGUUCAUUGCCAUAUCAACCUGUAGUCAUGGGUAUGCUUGGGCCUUGGGAUACUGAAACGAAAAGGCACGACCUGGAGAAGCAAUGAGCAAAAUCAGAUUCUCGGGUGCGCUGUUGCUGGAAGCCAAGAAUUUCAUUGUGGAGAAUAGUAAGUUUUAUGUUCUGUCAUUGUGAGUCAUCAGAAGCUUUAAUUGUUUAAAGUAAUUCAUGUCUUUAGGAUAUACUUCUACGCUUUGGAUAGUAUGUGAAUUCGCCUAGCAUUUGGAGAAGAAUGGAUUGCUGCUGAACUCUGCAAAUGGAAAUGGCAGCAUGGACAUUUUCAAGUUCUCCGCCCCUACCCUCGUGUAUUACCGAUCCUCCAAAGGUUGGCUUACUCUUUCUCAAACAGAAUCUUGAGCUAGCACAUGCCUUUCUAGCUAGUUCUCUCUUAAAGUGUAAACUUGGUUUGAUUGAUCUGCUGCAGUUUUAACCGCUGUCAUCAGGUCUGCCAAUGGAGAUUGCUCAGUGUGAGGUGUGACAACCAAACUUUUGAACCAGCAGCAUCCACAAGCUCCCUUCCUCAGUACAAUCACCACCGGUUAAUAUCGAUGUCAAUCCCAUGUGUAACAGUUCAAGCUUAUUACUGUACUGCAUGCCUAAAGCAUUUCAUUGCAACAUGAACAUGUCUUGAGCUAUAUGCUAUUAUUAUCAGUGUUAUCAACGAGGUCACCAUUCACCAAUUCCUAUGGCAACCAAAGAGAGCAUCUUUAGGAGUUAGGACCAUUUCAUUCGGCCCCUGCCUUUUGGUCGCUAAAAAGGUCUUUGACGGAAAUUGUUCAUGGUAAAUAUAAAUACCAAUUUUUAGUAACCAUUCUAUACAUUUUUUGUCGCAAAAUACUAUACCUAAUCAACAACACUAAUCGCUCAACCCUUGAUUGACCUUAACAAAACAACGUUAGUGAUACUUAUAGCAACAAAAUACUAUGGCUAUCAUCUAGAUUAUACCUAUCUGGCUAUCUCUUGUUAGUUCUCCAGUAACUUAACUAUUUACUCCUUCUUCGUCUCUGCAUGGAAGGUUGAAGACCUUGAAACCACACCUAUGACCCAACACUUGUGCAAGUGCAAUAAAAAAGGGUCCGAAAACCACUUGUGUAGUUGUGUUGGUCCCAAACUUUGAGUCAUCAUUGAAAGAGACUUCCCUAUGGCUGCAAUGGCACCCACCAAACUUUUGCCCAAUCGUCAUAACUCAUACGAGUCAUACCUACAACUAAAGACAAAAAUAUGUGUACAUGAAUGUCUAUGGAUUCGAAGUUUGCAUAGACCCGUCAUAUCACGUUCUAGGUCAGUGUAUGGAUCUUAACCACUUCCUUACAUGCUCAAUUGAAAGUCAACUCAUUAGUUUUAAAUUUGUACAGACCAGUCAUACCAUGUCUUUAAGACAAUGAUUAAUAUGGGGUUCGUGAGGACUUGAACACAUGAUCUCAAUAACAAAUCAGCCAUGAUACUAAAUCACGGACAAAUCGAGGACAUAGUAGACCAUUGUACCUUAUUUGAAUAUAAAAUUAGAUACCCCGGCAGGCUAGCAUUGGCCCUAAAGAGACGGAGCGAGGACUGUAAACAUGCAGAUCUCAUUUGCUAUACCAGCUCUAUACCCGGAGGAGAGCUGGGGUUUGGCCCGGGAAGGCCUCCCCUGGAUUUGCACUGUCAACAAAAUCAUAAUCCAGCUGAUCUUUAUAUUCGAAUUGUUGUUAGAAGAUAUCCAUAUAUAAAUUUUAAUCAAUUCCUUACGAUAUCGAGUAUGUAUACAAGGCGAUCGGUAGUGGUGGUGUGGUUAUAGUGAAAAAGAGUAAUAAAUUGGGUGAAAGCUCCCUAUCACCAACACCAAAUCGCAUGAAAACAAAGAGAGACCAUUGAA
Molecule: messenger RNA, 5409 nt
Organism: Linum trigynum
Lineage: Eukaryota; Viridiplantae; Streptophyta; Magnoliopsida; Malpighiales; Linaceae
Source: the annotation of a GenBank genome assembly